AUGGGACUGUUAUCUAUCCUAAGGAAAAUUCGUCAGAAAGAAAAGGAAAUGAGGUUAUUAGUCCUCGGUCUUGACAAUGCUGGAAAAACAACAAUUCUAAAGCGGUUGAACGGUGAAGACAUUAAUACUAUCUCGCCAACUCUUGGCUUUAAUAUCAAAACCCUAGAGCAUAACAAUUUUAUAUUACACAUGUUUGAUGUUGGAGGACAAAAAUCCAUCAGAUCUUAUUGGCGCAAUUAUUUCGAGCAAACAGAUGGUGUUGUUUGGGUGGUGGAUAGCGCGGACCGAAUGCGUUUAGAGGAUUGUAAAAAUGAGCUAAAGGCUUUGCUGAAAGAGGAGCGCUUAGCAGGUGCUUCGUUGUUGAUAUUUGCCAACAAACAAGACCUCCCCGGUGCUAUGUCUGAUCAGCAGAUUCGCCAGGGGCUCGAGUUAGAUUCGAUAGUAACUCAUCAUUGGGCUAUUCAAGCUUGUAGUGCAGUUACCGGUGAGAAUCUACUGUGCGGAAUGGAUUGGAUUAUUGGGGACAUUGCUUCUCGUAUAUAUUUGCUAGAUUAG
This is a messenger RNA of Acaulospora morrowiae, 555 nucleotides long. Lineage: Eukaryota; Fungi; Glomeromycota; Glomeromycetes; Diversisporales; Acaulosporaceae. The record is from the annotation of a GenBank genome assembly.